Molecule: messenger RNA, 392 nt
Organism: Paramecium octaurelia
Lineage: Eukaryota; Ciliophora; Oligohymenophorea; Peniculida; Parameciidae
Source: the annotation of a GenBank genome assembly
AUGAACAGAUUUGAAGAAGCUUUGGAAAAUUAUGAUUCAGCAAUAUAAAAAAAUCCAGAAGAUUCUGACUAUUAUUAUGGCAAAGGUAUAAUUCAAAAUGAAUGAUAUUUUAGCUAAUACAUUAGAUAAAAUGAACAGAUUUGAAGACGCUUUAGAAAAUUAUGAUUCAGCAAUAUAAAAAAAUCCAGAAGAUUCUACAUAUUAUGCUAAUAAAGGUAGAAUUCAAAAUGUAUUAUAUUUAGCAAGUACUCUAACAAAAUUGACCAGAUUUGAUGAAGCUUUGUAUAAUUAUAAUAUAGCAAUUUAGAAAUAACCACAGAACUCUAUCUAUAAUUCAGUUAAAGGUAUCAUUGUUUAUUUACAAAUUUUUAGCACUCACUUUAAUCUAAUGA